AUGUGUAACCACACUGGAGUAACUUACUUUAUUAUUCUUGGUUUCUCUGCGUUCACAGAUGUUUGGCUUCCAUUUUUUAUUCUUGCCCUUUUCAUUUACUUGUUUACCUUGUUGGGUAACUGUACAGUUGUAAAUAUUGUGUACUUGGACCCUUUACUCCACUCGCCCAUGUAUUUCUUUCUGUGCAAUUUGUCAAUCAUGGAGAUUAUCUAUUCAUCUGUCACUCUGCCUAAAAUGCUAAGGAACCUUAUUUUAGAGGACAAGAGAAUAUCGUUUAUUGGCUGUGCCAUUCAAAUGUUCUUCUUUUUGGCUUUGGGAACCACUGAAUGUCUUCUUUUGGCCAUUAUGGCAUAUGACCGCUUUACAGCCAUCUGCAAACCACUGCAUUACAGUUUGAUUAUGAGUCGCCAGAAUUGCUGUCAGCUAUCUACUUGGUGUUGGUGCUCUGGUCUUCUGCUCUCCAUGGGUCAGACAGCCUUCAUCUUCACUCUACCAUUUUGUGGUCCUAAUGUAAUUGACCAUUUCUUUUGUGACAUUCCUCCGGUUCUGAAGCUAGCAUGCACUGACACCUACUUCAAUGAGGUGGCCAUUUUCAGUGUCUGUGUUAUCAUACUGCUUGUGCCAUUUGUACUUAUCCUUUGUUCUUAUACACAAAUAAUUCAUACCUUACUCAAGAUGAGAUCUGUGGAAAAUACAGGGAAGGCAUAUUCCACCUGCGUAUCUCACUUGACUUCAGUCACGCUGUUCUAUGGUACAGCAUCCUUCAUGUACUUGCGUCCCCGAGCUCUUUACUCUCUCCAUACCGAUCGAUUUCUGUCUCUGUUUUACAGUAUGGUAACACCGAUGCUGAACCCACUUAUUUAUAGUUUGAGAAACAAGGAGGUGAAAACAUCACUAUCAAAGUUCCUCAAAGGACAUCUUUGUCAUAAAUAA
Messenger RNA from Bombina bombina (fire-bellied toad), 933 nucleotides. Its product is annotated as olfactory receptor 10C1-like. The record is from RefSeq and is a predicted model, not a curated record. The transcript has a single exon. Gene Ontology annotation, molecular function: G protein-coupled receptor activity; olfactory receptor activity. Bases 1 to 933 code for a protein of 310 amino acids. Gene Ontology annotation, biological process: G protein-coupled receptor signaling pathway. NCBI's taxonomy places the organism in Eukaryota, Metazoa, Chordata, Amphibia, Anura, Bombinatoridae. Gene Ontology annotation, cellular component: membrane.